GCCUCGACCGGUAGUGAUUAAUUAACGCGACGUACAAAAACUGAAAUUAAUACAAAGUUACAGAGUGUAAACCGCGUAGCAAAGCGGUGCCAGUGCUAAAGCUCAAGAACUCGGUUGACCGAUUCAGCCGAUUGUGUGAUUCAUCUGUCACAGGACCCAGCCAGACUAGAAUCCGGUAGCCAUGGGCAACAAUUGCUCGAGCAACUCCAAAAUCCAAUCACCAGUGCCCGGUGGUAGAUACCAGCCUGAGAACGCUGGCAGCGAAAAAACACACACCACGCCAACCUGCAUGACCAACGGCAUCGGCAGCCUGAGCACCAUAGCCUCCCGUAAUGCAGCAGUCUGUGGUGAACUGUCAAACGGCAAAGAAGCACUCCGAAGUAAGUCGGCUACAGCAGCGGGCAAUACCAUCUGUAACACCAGCAUGAGUGAAGCAAGUCGUGACCGUCUUGGCCAAUGGCCAGUAGAAUCCGACGCCGAGGUGGCCGGCGGAGUGCCCGGAUUUGCACGUCUACGCAACGGACGCUUCAACAAGGGUCUUGCGUUUACGAUCGAAGAACGGCAACUGUUAGGGAUCCAUGGUUUACUUCCUGCCAACGUUCGCUCCGAGGAGGAGCAACUGAAGCACUGCUUGAUUCUGCUGAAUCGCUACGAGAACGAUCUGGAUAAAUACAUUUAUCUGGUUAGCCUGAUGGAUCGUAACGAGCGCCUGUUUUACCGGGUACUGGCGUCGGAUAUCGGCAACAUGAUGCCACUAGUGUACACGCCAACCGUAGGUUUAGCUUGUCAGAAAUACAGCAUGAUUUUCCAGCAGCCGAAGGGCAUGUACAUCACAAUCAACGAUAAAGGACACGUGUACGAUGUUCUGAAAAACUGGCCUGAGACGGACGUGCGUGCCAUCUGUGUUACCGAUGGUGAGCGUAUCUUAGGCUUGGGAGAUUUGGGUGCCAACGGUAUGGGAAUUCCCGUCGGAAAGCUUGCCCUCUACACAGCUCUGGCGGGUAUCAAACCCCACCAGUGUCUACCAAUUACGCUGGACGUGGGAACCAAUACGCAAAGCAUUCUGGAUGAUCCGCUUUAUGUUGGACUCCGGCAUAAACGUGUCACUGGGGAAGCUUACGAUGAGUUCAUCGACGAAUUCAUGCAGGCUGCUGUUCGCCGUUUUGGCCGUAAUUGCUUGAUUCAAUUUGAAGAUUUUGCCAACUCAAACGCUUUCCGAUUCCUUGAUAAAUAUCGUGACAACUACUGUACCUUCAACGAUGACAUCCAAGGGACGGCAUCGGUCGCCGUCGCUGGACUGCUGGCAUCGUUGCGCGUGACCAAAACUAAGCUGAGUGACAACAAGGUUCUUUUCCAAGGUGCUGGAGAAGCCGCUCUCGGUAUUGCUGAACUAUGCGUCAUGGCCAUGCGCAAGGAAGGCAUGUCCGAGCAGGAAGCCCGUCAGCGAAUUUGGUUAGUAGACAGUAAAGGUCUGAUUGUGAAAGAUCGCCCGAAGGGGGGAAUUUCCGGCCACAAACACCGAUUCGCACAUGAACACGCUCCUGUCGAUACAUUGGCUGAGGCCGUUAAGGAAUUGAAACCGACAGUUAUCAUCGGAGCGGCAGCAAUUGCUGGCGCUUUCACGCCGGAAAUUCUUCGUUCGAUGGCCGAAAUCAACGAGCGACCGAUUGUCUUUGCUUUGUCCAAUCCCACAAGCAAAGCCGAAUGUACUGCGGAACAAGCUUACGAAAACACCGAUGGUCGCGCAGUCUUCGCUUCCGGAUCGCCAUUCGCUCCAGUAACUUAUAACGGAAAAACUUACCACCCAGGACAAGGCAACAACUCAUACAUUUUCCCUGGUGUUGCUCUCGGAGUGAUUUGCGCUGGUGCAGCAACCAUUCCGGAGGACAUUUUCCUCAUCUCUGCUCAACGCUUAGCAAAGAUUGUCACCGAGGCUGAUCUGGAACAAGGCAGCCUGUACCCACCGCUGGAAGCAAUCCAGGAUUGCUCGAUUAAAAUUGCCGUCCGCAUAAUGGAGUACGCGUAUAAAAAUGGUCUUGCCUGCACAAAGCCAGAACCGAGCGACAAGGAGGCUUUCGUACGUUCCCAGAUGUACGACUUAGGCUACAAGUCAUCUCUGCCUGCGAUCUACCCGUGGCCUAAGUUGUAAACUACACAGGUUAUCUUUUUGUGACGUUGUUUUUCGUAUUUUGCCUAGCAAACAAUUUCAAACGCGGGUUCCACAUCUGUGAGCGAUAAGUUGGUUUAUUUGAGGAAGAUUGUAAGAAGAAACACUAUUGUAUAUUGUUUUAAGAGUUGUAGGCUAAUUUAGGUGAAAUGAUUUCUGUCAGAUUUAAAUGAACAAGUACUAAAAUUGUAGCGUUCGUCUUUUGUUUCUCAUUUAAAUUCUGUUGUAUUAUCAUUCUGUUUUGUUUUUGUCAUUGUACGCAUCUGCGUACCCCCUGCAUCACGUAAACCAUAAGAAAAGCUUCAAACCUGUAAUUUAUUCGAUUCAACCUAUUUCGUAAGAUAAUAUCUGCUGAUGAAUAAACUGUAAGAUGUAUGGUAGAACGAUGAGUAACUAAAUGGUAUCACAAAUAAAUGUAUAAAUGGCUAUUAACUCGGUA
This is a messenger RNA of Wyeomyia smithii (pitcher-plant mosquito), 2606 nucleotides long. RefSeq names its product NADP-dependent malic enzyme (gene Men). Gene Ontology annotation, cellular component: mitochondrion. The record is from RefSeq and is a predicted model, not a curated record. Gene Ontology annotation, molecular function: malate dehydrogenase (decarboxylating) (NAD+) activity; malate dehydrogenase (decarboxylating) (NADP+) activity; NAD binding. The transcript is spliced from 4 exons. Bases 182 to 2149 code for a protein of 655 amino acids. Gene Ontology annotation, biological process: pyruvate metabolic process; malate metabolic process. Lineage: Eukaryota; Metazoa; Arthropoda; Insecta; Diptera; Culicidae.